Molecule: messenger RNA, 2258 nt
Organism: Chilo suppressalis (striped riceborer)
Lineage: Eukaryota; Metazoa; Arthropoda; Insecta; Lepidoptera; Crambidae
Source: the annotation of a GenBank genome assembly
UACCACCUUCAGCCGACACCUCCUACCUCCAGUACCCUGGGUAUACUUUGGAACAUUCCUUUGUACCACGGGCUGGGGUAUGUGUGUACGUUAAAGAGGGUAUCAGUUUCUGUCGCCUCAGCAACUUUUAAGGUAGGGACCUCUCCAUCUUAUGGUUGCGUGUAGACGUCGAUGACCAUCCCCGCGUCUACGCCUGCCUCUACAGGUCCAAUAGCGGAAAUGCCGAAACUGACCGACUCUUUGAUCACGUGCAGGUGGCUACAGACUCCGUGCUUCAGCAGAUCCCAUCAUCUGAAAUUGUGAUCCUUGGCGAUUUCAAUGCCCAUCACUCCGAAUGGCUUGGAUCGCCCACUACCGAUCAUGCAGGUAGAUCUUCUCAUGACUUCGCCUUGGCCUAUGGUCUGACACAACUGGUCACCUCGCCUACGCGAAUCCCAGAUGUCGAAGACCAUACACCUUCACUGUUGGACCUUCUGCUGACUUCACAUCCGGAUAAUUACAAGGUGUCCAUAGAUGCCCCUCUUGGCUCCUCGGACCAUUGUCUAAUCCGGAGUAUGGUACCACUCACUUACUCACCGCGGCCGCAAUUUGCUGGCUGUCGUCGUGUGUGGCACUAUAAGUCAGUACUGGGAUGGGAUGCGCACUUUUUUUUCAUCCUACCCUUGGGGCCAGACUUGCUUCUCGCAGAAUGAUCCCAACGUCGCUGCCGAUUCUGUCGCCGAUGUUGUCCUUCAGGGUAUGGAACUUUUUGUUCCUUCCUCUGUGGUUCCCAUUGGUGGCAAAUUCCAGCCUUGGUUUGGUCACUACUGUAAACUGGCAUCUCGCCAAAAACAGAUGUGUUAUCAGGCCUGGGCAAACGCAGCGGCGGUCGGGGAUAACAACACUAGCGAUCUCAAAAAGAAGUAUAACUUGGCCUCCAGGUCCUGCAAAAGAGUAAUUGCCAGAGCGAAGUCAGAGCACAUUAGCAGCAUUGGCGAGAGAUUAAUAAAACUUCCCUCUGGAACACGCGCGUUUUGGUUUCUUGCCAAGGCUGUUGAAGGAAAUUUCUGUAAGCCAUCCCUUCCACCCCUGCGCAAUGGCGACGAAUCGAUGGCCCAUACUGCAAAAGAGAAAGCGGAUCUUUUAUGCUCACUCUUUGCAUCUAACUCGGAUACAUACCGCCGACCAUCCCGCGGUGUGAGAGCUCUAUGCCGGAGAUCCGGUUCACACAAAGCUUAGUGCCUAAAGCACUCUUUUCCCUUGUCAUCCACAAGUCGAGCGGGCCUGAUGGAAUCUCACCAAUUGUGCUGAAGACGUGUGCUCCUGAGUUGGCUCCGGUACUAACGCGUCUUUUCCGGCUCUCUUACUCUUUAGGUGUUGUUCCGAACUCUUGGAAGACAGCUUUAGUGCACCCGAUUCCUAAAAAAGGCAACCGCUCACUCCCUACUAAUUAUAGGCCUAUAGCCCUGACCCAUUUCCCGACUGGACUGGAGUCUAUUAUAAAUUACCAGCUCCUGCGGUACCUAGAGGACCACCAGCUGAUCAGUGACCACCAGUACGGUUUCCGUCAGAGUCGCUCGGCUGGUGAUCAACUAGUAUACCUGACUCAUCGUUGGGCAAAGGCGAUCGAGACCAAGGGGGAAGCAUUGGCGGUCGGUCUGGAUAUCGCGAAGGCCUUCGAUCGGGUUUGGCACAAAGCGCUUCUUUCGAAGCUUCCUUCUUAUGGGCUUCCUGAAAAGCUGUGCGGUUGGAUCACUAGCUUUCUUGCGGACAGGAGCAUCAAGGUCGCAGUCGACGGUGCAUGCUCGGACUCCAAAUCCGUAAACGCUGGUGUUCCACAAGGCUGUGUGCUAUCGCCUACGCUGUUUCUUCUUCAUAUCAAUGAUAUGCUUCAAAUUGAUGGCAUUCAUUGUUAUGCAGACGACAGCACGGGUGAUGCCCUAUAUACCGGCCGCGUCAACAUUUCAUGGGAAAACGUCAUCGAGUGCCGGAACAAACUUGUGCCUGAAGUCGAAACUUUGUUAAACCGAGUAACGAAUUGGGGCCGACUUAAUCUAGUUCAAUUUAACCCUACGAAGACACAAGUAUGCGCGUUCACCGCAAAAAAAAACCAUUUGUCGUAUCUCCUCUUAUUGAGAACACUCCUCUAACUGCCUCAGCUAGUAUUGGAAUUCUUGGCGUUGGCAUAUCGAGCGACGUCCAGUUUCGGGAUCAUUUAGAGGGCAAGGCCAAAUUGGCCUCUAAGAAGCUUGGUGUGCUCAAUAGAUCGAGAAUGUAUU